UCCUUUCCUAGGGUGCCCCGCCCUCCGUCCCUCUCCGAGGACUGUCAGAGGAGGCCUGCCGAGAACUUUCGUGCGAACCGUGGAGCGGCUGCGAAAGUUCUUGGUGGGGCAAAAUCGCAGGCCGGUUGCCGAGUGCUGAGACAUCAUGUCACGCCCCACUGCUCCUCCAAGCUAUGAAGAUCGGAACCCUCUCUAUCCUCCGCCAGGGGGAGGAUAUCCUGGAGCUUACCCACAACCCCCACCCUAUGGUGGUGGGUAUCCACAGCCUGGAGGCUACUCCCAACCAGGAGGGUAUCCACAGCCAGUUGCUCCUAUGCCUGCAGUACCAAUGAACAUGGGGGACAGCUAUAUCAUUGAUUCAGGAGGGGACAGUGGUUUCCAUGUUGAUGAUUGGGAUGAUAAGAAAGUCAGGCACAGCUUCAUCCGCAAGGUAUAUAGCAUUAUCUCAGUGCAGUUGCUUGUGACAGUGGGCAUCAUUUCAGUCUUCACCUUUGUUGAACCUGUGUCAACUUUUGUGAGGCGUAAUAUUGCUGUGUACUACUCAUCUUAUGCUGUAUUCCUGGUCACUUACCUGGUGCUGGUGUGUUGUGAGGGCCCACGGAGACGUUUUCCAUGGAACCUCAUCCUUCUGUCUGUCUUCACACUGGCUAUGGGAUUCAUGACAGGCACCAUUGCUAGCAUUUACAGUACAAAGGCUGUUCUAAUCGCCAUGAUCAUUACAGCAAUUGUGUCCAUAACUGUUACCAUCUUCUGUUUCCAGACAAAGGUGGAUUUCACAUCCUGCACUGGUUUGUUCUGUGUGCUGGGGAUCGUUGUCAUGGUGACUGGAAUUAUCACAGCCAUAGUCCUGGCCUUCAAAUAUAUUUAUUGGCUCCAUAUGCUAUAUGCAGCAAUCGGUGCAAUCGCCUUCACCCUGUUUCUUGCCUACGAUACCCAAUUGGUGUUGGGCAACAGGAAGCACACCAUCAGUCCUGAGGAGUACGUCUAUGGAGCCCUCAAGAUCUACACGGAUAUUGUUUAUAUCUUCACUUUCCUCUUGCAGAUUGUGGGCAGCAGAAAUUAAAUGGCUGAAACUAUUUAAGACUUUGACAAUCUUCCCCAGAGAUCAGGAAGUACAACUUUCUGGCUCUAAUGUACUGUCACAUGCUUGCCUUUAGCCCAUGCAUAAAAGCUAUGAAAGGAUUCACAGAGUGGACAGGGAAGCAAAUGGGGAACCAUAUAUUGUAUUCAGUGAGAUAUGGAUCCUAAUCUUUUUGUCUUGCUUCUCCAUUUCCUUGCGGCAUUCUCUUCUUUAAUUUGUGGCCUGGAUUCGUGAAUGUAGUGCGUAUUACCACUCUGAUAUGAUAUAUUGUAGUCUUUUCAACUUAUCCUUUUAUUUGUAUUUUUGUCAGCCUUUAAGAUGCAGAUGACUCUUCUAAUUAGAAAAUCCACUGCUCCAAGGCUUUAUUACUUAAGUGCAAAUAAAAAUAUAUAUUUUUGAAUUAAACGUUCAUGUAUUUAUGUAAGGGGAGGUUGUGCUGCUUACCUGUUCAACCAAAAAUAUGGUCCUCUAAUAAUCAGCAGCAGUCUUUAUUGUGGUCAUUAACCAGCACAAGGAAUUUCCUCUAGUAAUCAUCUGAAUGAGAUCUGAAAGAGGGGUUUGUUUGCCUUGCCUUGAAUAUGAGUUGAAUUUACUGUGCAAUUGGAAACCAGAGUUGAUUGAAGUCCUGAUUCACACAGA
Messenger RNA from Candoia aspera, 1720 nucleotides. RefSeq names its product protein lifeguard 3-like. Lineage: Eukaryota; Metazoa; Chordata; Lepidosauria; Squamata; Candoiidae. Gene Ontology annotation, cellular component: Golgi apparatus; endoplasmic reticulum. The coding region runs from base 146 to 1063 and encodes 305 amino acids. Gene Ontology annotation, biological process: negative regulation of apoptotic signaling pathway. The transcript has 12 exons. The record is from RefSeq and is a predicted model, not a curated record.